This is a messenger RNA of Dissoconium aciculare CBS 342.82, 920 nucleotides long. RefSeq names its product YjeF N-terminal domain-like protein. NCBI's taxonomy places the organism in Eukaryota, Fungi, Ascomycota, Dothideomycetes, Mycosphaerellales, Dissoconiaceae. The record is from RefSeq and is a predicted model, not a curated record. Gene Ontology annotation, cellular component: mitochondrion. The transcript has a single exon. Gene Ontology annotation, molecular function: NAD(P)HX epimerase activity. The coding region runs from base 82 to 792 and encodes 236 amino acids.
AUAGGGAUACUGCACAAAACCAUCCUCUCCUCAAAGAAGACAGAGAUUAAGAAAUUUCCACCACAUCACCAUCACUCAAACAUGGCCCUCCGCACCCUCGGCCCCAAAGCCGCCGCCGCGCUCGAUGAAGAGCUCAUGUCAACCGGCGCCUUCACCCUCUCGCAACUAAUGGAACUCGCCGGCCUCGCCGUCGCCCAAGCCCUACACACACUCUCUCCACCAAGCACAACGCCGCGUGUACUCAUCGCCUGCGGGCCCGGCAACAACGGCGGCGACGGUCUCGUCGCAGCGCGUCAUCUGGUGCACUUCGGCUACGCGCCGACAUGUUACUACCCGAAACAAGGCAAACACGAGCACUACUCUGCGCUGCGGGCACAGCUAGAGCAGUUGCGCGUUUCAUUUGUGCAGGACUUCCCGCGGGCGUUGGGCGAGGCGGAUUGUGUGGUCGAUGCGAUCUUCGGGUUUAGUUUCUCGGGUGAGGUGAGGGAGCCGUUUCCGGCGGUGAUUCGGGCGUUGGCGGAGACGAAGCUACCUGUGUUGGCGGUGGAUGCGCCGUCGAGUUGGAAUAUCGAGGAUGGGCCGCCGGGUGAGGGCGUUGGGAAGGAUUAUCAGCCUACUGCGCUGAUCUCGUUGACCGCGCCGAAGCCGUUGGUUAAGUUCUUCCGUGGGAGACAUUUUGUCGGCGGGAGGUUUGUCGGAAAGGAGAUUGCGGAGAAGUAUGGGUUCGAUCUGCCGCCGUACAAGGGAGCGGACCAGAUUGUGGAGAUUGGGCCCACGGGAGAAGAGCUAUGAGCUGUCUCGAUAAUGAUGCUGUGACCUCAGUCAAAGACCUCUCUCUCUUUCUUCCGAGAGUGAUUAAAUGCAACUGAAUAGGCUUUGUGCUGAUGCCGCUUCAGUAACGUCCCGUAUCUCGCCGUCUC